CAUGGCUCCUAUCCCAUAUUCCUGGCGUUCCUAACGGUCACAUGCCACGACUCGGUACCAACUCGUCCAAAAUGACCGAGUCACAAUCACCGAGUCACUCCCCUCCUCCUGAAGAACCAACACAAAACCAAAAAACACCAUUUCACGUUCCUGUAGAGAUAAUCAGUGACGAAGAAAUGGCGCUAAUCGAAGCUGCCUUCGCCGCCACGCGCGCUCUGGUGUCGUCUCCACCACGCGCUUCUUCAUCGGCUCAUUUCCGUGAAAACGUCAGGUCGAUUAAGUCAAUUACUCUGUUAUCGAAACGGAGUAUUUCGAGUUGUUCGCAGAGUGAUCCGUUAGUGAUCGAUGUAGAAGAUUCUGGAAGGUUAACAAGUAGCCAGAAGAGGAAUAGAGUUGUUGAUUCGUUGUUGCAUCGGUUUCGGAGGAACAGAGGCUUGUCUGUUACUGAUAUUACUGCCACAGAAUGGUGUGAAAAAAAGAUGGAGUAUUCUCUUCUCUGUGGCAAGCCCGAAAAGACCAAAGCUAUGAAAGCUGGUAGCAUUCGUCAUGAAGCACUCGAAGAAGAGGUGAUCAAAAAGGUAAAAGUUCAUGUUACGUCAGCUGAAGAUGUAUGGGCAUUGAAGUUCUUGAAUUUCAUAGUUGGCGCAAACCAACUAUUAUUUGAUGGAUUAACACGUGAAUUGCCUUUAGUAGGUUUUGCUGAAGGUGUUUGGAUGGUGGGAGUUAUUGAUGAGAUACGAAUGCCGAAAGGACAAACUGAUACAUACCCAAUGUUAGUCGACACAAAAACAAGAGUGAGAGCUAGCCUUCCUGGUGAACCGCAACGGAGGAAUGGAAGGCUUCAACUAAUGUGCUACAAGCAUCUGUGGGACAGCUUAGUGGCUGAUGAAUUCCCCUCCAGACAGUUUUUUGAUUUCUUCUCUCUGAAUCCGUAUCAGAUUUUAUCCGCUGAAAUCAGAGAGAAUACUGCUAAAUGUGGAUUCCCUGCAGAGACUCUCACUGAUAUGUUGAGGUACCUUCGCAAUACUUGGUGCAUGCUUCCACCAGCACAUGAGCAACUAAUGUUAAGGUAUGAAUUACAAGAAGAUCAAUCAUUGCUUGGUGAAGAUCAGUUUGAGUAUGAUCUUAACUGGGUAAAGGGUCAAAUAAAGUCUUCUUUAGAGGUCUGGCGAGGAGAAAGAGAAGCCAGUUACACCCCCGAAGAGGAGCGCUGGAAAUGCAGAUCUUGCAAGUUUGCUUCUGAAUGUCCAGCCAGCAAUUGUGGCUCCCAAGAGGAAAGGACAUUGAAUGCUAACAGCUAAGUUUGACAAGAUCAGUUCCCAACUAAACCCUUGAUAAAUUGAGAAUAUGUUCCGCGCACCGAUAAUCGUGUAAAGAAAUUUUACACUAUCAGAUUGAGUCGACCGAUAACAUGACUCUCUGUAUCAAGCCGGAUAGAGAAUAGGGAUUGACAAGUCUGGAGAAGGUAGUGUGUAGGCAGAUCUUACCCCUGCCUUGUGAGGUCAUGAAUUGUUGUAUAGGGAUUGAUUAAUUUAUUAUGCAUGAAUUUAAUGCAAGAAUUGUUAUGUAGUAAAUAACAAUCAAUUUAUUGCUAAUGCAAGCUGUGGCGGAGCUACAGCAUGUAGAUAGGUUAA
Molecule: messenger RNA, 1634 nt
Organism: Nicotiana attenuata
Lineage: Eukaryota; Viridiplantae; Streptophyta; Magnoliopsida; Solanales; Solanaceae
Product: exonuclease V, chloroplastic
Exons: 7
Coding region: 42-1301 (419 amino acids)
Biological process (GO): interstrand cross-link repair
Cellular component (GO): nucleus
Molecular function (GO): single-stranded DNA 5'-3' DNA exonuclease activity
Source: RefSeq, a predicted model, not a curated record